Molecule: messenger RNA, 1269 nt
Organism: Melospiza georgiana
Lineage: Eukaryota; Metazoa; Chordata; Aves; Passeriformes; Passerellidae
Gene: TULP1
Product: TUB like protein 1
Exons: 10
Coding region: 196-1269 (357 amino acids)
Biological process (GO): protein localization to cilium
Cellular component (GO): cilium
Molecular function (GO): actin filament binding
Source: RefSeq, a predicted model, not a curated record
GCAGAGCCGGCAGAGGAUGAGGAUGAUGAGGAAGAGGAGGAAGAGUCGGAGAAUAAAAACCCGCCCAAAAAGCUCAAGAAGAAGGUUCCCAAAGAGCCCCUCUCAGGCGGGGGGGAGAAGAAGCUGAAGCCCAAGGAAGACAAGAGUGACCCUGACAGCAAAGCCAAAUCCACCAAAGGCGCCAAGAAGGAGCCAAUGUCGGUGUUCCAGGUGAAGAAGGAGAAGAAAGGCAAGAAGAAAGCUGCCACCAGCAGUGAUGAGGAGGAUGAUUCCGACUCCAGCACCAAACCCAUUAGGUCAGAGAAGAAGAAAAACCCAGCAUCCCUCUUUCAGACUGGUGGGGACCCCCCAAAAGAGAAAAAAUCCAAAAAGAAAGUUCCUCCCAAAGGAGAUGAGAGUGAGGAGGAGACCUCUGAGACCCUCCAGAAAAACUCCAACAAGAAGGGGAAAGCAAAGAAAUCAAAGAAGCAGAAGGAGGAGAGGCCCCCGUCCCCUGUGAUCGAGGUGGAGAACCUGGAGGAGUUUGUGCUGCAGCCGGCGCCGCAGGGCGUCACCGUCAAGUGCCGGGUGACACGGGACAAGAAGGGCAUGGACAGGGGGCUCUACCCCACCUACUACCUGCACCUGGACAAUGACAAGAAGGUGUUCCUCCUUGCUGGGAGAAAGCGUAAGAAGAGCAAAACCUCCAACUACCUCAUCUCCAUCGACCCCACUGACCUGUCACGGGGUGGAGAGAACUUCAUCGGGAAGCUGAGGUCCAACCUGAUGGGAACGAGGUUCACCGUGUUCGACAACGGCGCCAACCCCGACAGGGCCAACGCCGACUGGUCCAACGUGCGGCAGGAGCUCUCGGCCGUGGUCUACGAAACCAACGUUUUAGGGUUCAAAGGCCCCAGGAAGAUGACUGUCAUCAUCCCUGGCAUGAGUGCUGACUGUGAGAGGGUGCCCAUCCGGCCCCGGAACGAUAACGACGGCCUCCUGAUGCGAUGGCAGAACAGGAACAUGGACAACGUGAUCGAGCUGCACAACAAAGCCCCAGUGUGGAACGACGAGACCCAGUCCUACGUCCUCAAUUUCCACGGCCGGGUCACCCACGCCUCCGUCAAAAAUUUCCAGAUCGUGCACAGCAGUGACCCUGACUACAUCGUGAUGCAGUUUGGGCGUGUGGCGGACGACGCCUUCACCAUGGACUACAACUACCCCCUGUGCGCCGUGCAGGCCUUCGCCAUCGCCCUCUCCAGCUUCGACGGGAAGCUGGCCUGCGAGUAG